UUUUAAUUCAAUCAGCCCAUUUUAUUUUAUUUUUAUUUUUAUUCUCCAUCGCAUUGUCCGACUUUGAGCUACUGCCUAAUCUUUUUUGCCAGUUGCCUGGCACUUGGCAGCCACCCGGCCGUUUGGAGCGCUACUCAGGAGAAUCGGCCAGGCAGCGGGGCUCCCCCUGUCUCGAGCCCCGGGCCAACAGUCUCGCCUCGUCAUCUUUGUCCACCUCUGCUGCAAGUAGCUCAGACCAUCACCUUUGCAACUCUAGCAUCAAUUAGCAUCCCUCAAGACGCUCUAAUCCCCAGCACUCAAUCUCAUCGCACCCUCACCAAUCGGGCCCCUCAGAACAACGGUCAUCGUCCAGCACCUGCCACGUCACUGCCAUCGAGGCUCUGUCAUCAACAUGGCCGCCAAUAGCCACAUGCACAACCUAACAACGCUGAUCAAGCGACUGGAAGCAGCUACCUCCCGACUCGAAGAUAUCGCGACAUCUACAGAACCGGCGGAAGACGGCGCCGCGCGUGCCCAUCCCGAUGCAUCCCCCGCCGGAGUUGUCUCAGCAGCGGGAGCUCCAGCUCCCAAGGCAGCACCUGUCCCGGAACCUGAGGAGCUUCCCGAGGCUAUCGAAGACUUCGACACAUUCCUCAAUGGUCCUGUUACCAAGUUUGUAUCGCUCAGCAAGGAACUCGGCGGCUUAGUAGCAAAACAGGCCGAACUUGUAUUCAGCGGAUUCAAGGAACAGCGAAAGUUCCUAUUUAUUACCACCAAAGCCGCUAAGCCGGAUCUCUCCGGUGCCGAGAUGGCAGUUUACCAAGAUUUGCUCAAACCCAUUAACGAGUCUCUAAUGGCCGUCACAGACAUAAAGGAAUCCAACCGAGGAGAUCCCAUGUAUACUCAGCUUAGCGCUGUCGGUGACGGCAUUAUGGUUCUUGCUUGGGUUACUGUCGCCCACCGACCCUUUACUCACGUCGAGGAAUUCUUGAGCUCUGCUCAGUUCUUCGGCAACCGAGUUAUCAAGGAAUACAAGGAUAAGGACCCUAAGCAGGUCGAAUGGAUUCAAUCAUUCUACGCCAUCUUCAAGGACCUGCGCGAUCUUGUGAAGCAGCAUUAUCCCAACGGUAUACAAUGGAACCCUAAAGGAGACUCAGCCAGUGCAGUGGCCAAGGCGUUGGCUGCAUCUUCUACUAACGCACCUCCCGCUGCUCCUGCUGCCGGAGGUCCUCCUCCACCCCCUCCUCCUCCUCCUGGUCCUCCCCCGGUGCUGGAUAUCAAGACAGAGAGUGCUCCUGCGGCUGCUCCUUCAGCCGCUGGCGGACUUGGUGCAGUCUUUUCAGAACUCAACAAGGGAGAAUCUGUUACGAAGGGUCUACGCAAGGUCGACAAGUCUGAAAUGACUCACAAGAACCCUUCACUGCGAGCAGCAGCGACCGUUUCUGACUCCGCACGACCAAAAAGUCCUGCCCCUGGCAAGAAACCCAAGCCAGAGAGUAUGAGAGUUAAGAAACCCUCCAAGAAAGAGCUUGAAGGAAACAAGUGGACAAUCGUAGGUUUCCUCGAGGUUUAGAUUGUACUUACCACUAAUGAGAAACUAGGAAAACUUUGAGAAGGAAGCCGUACCAAUUGAGAUCGAAGCCUCUUUGUCUCAUUCUAUUCUCAUCAGCCGCUGCAACAACACUACGAUCAUCGUCAAGGGCAAGGCCAACCAAGUCACUAUCGAAAACUCGUCUCGACUGUCGCUAGUUGUGGAUUCUCUGGUCUCAACGGUUGAUGUAGUAAAGGCACAGAACUUUGCCUUGCAAGUCAUGGGCACCAUUCCAACCGUCAUGAUGGACCAGGUUGACGGUGCGCAAAUCUACUUCAGCAAGGAGAGCACUACCACCAAGAUAUUCCACAGCAAAUCUGAUGGCAUCAACCUCAACGUCAUCUCUGGCCCUGAUGAGGACUACAAGGAGGUCCCCUUGCCGUCGCAGAUGUGCUCAUACUACGACCCUGACAAGAAUGAUCUUGUCAACGAGAUUGUUGCUCACGCUGGUUGAUUGUCUUUUGGGGUAUGGUUCCAGUUUUUUGUAUAUAGCGCGCCUACAAACUAACACAUUUUGUGCCACAAGCAAGGAUGUACACAUUGCUGGCCGCCUCUGUCGAUCUCUCCUGUCUCCUUGGGGGCCUGGACUUAGAGAGUCACUCUUGCUAGAAACGUA
Molecule: messenger RNA, 2186 nt
Organism: [Torrubiella] hemipterigena
Lineage: Eukaryota; Fungi; Ascomycota; Sordariomycetes; Hypocreales; Clavicipitaceae
Source: the annotation of a GenBank genome assembly